UACGAACGGAUCGAUUUGAACCCCGAAAGACGCUGAGGCAGGCCUUUUGGUCUACACGUGCCAACCACGUGCUCUUCUGCUAUCAUACACCAACCUCUUCAACGGGUGAGGUUAGGCCUUAGUGAGAUCGUUGAUCCAUCAAAAAAUUGGAUCGGGCUGGCGUUAGGUGAAAAUGUUUGGGGGAACGUGGCCCAUUUUCAUCCGUUUUCAUAAUUUACGGGCCCAGAUUUAGAGAUCACAGAGAAUGAUAUUAACUCCAUUUUUAUCGGCCUGUUCGCCUUCGCCUUCUCCUCCGUCUCCGUCUGGGCGGGCGCUCUUUGAAGCUUUCUCAGUCCCCUAAGAAAGACUACAAGUUUUAAAAAGCCAGUUGAGCUGCACAAAAGGAAAAGAGAAAGAAAUGCCUCUGUAUGAUUGUAUGCUUCUGGUGAAACCCCAUGUAAGGAAGGAGGCUCUGAUGGACUUGGUUGCUAGAGUAAGCAAACAUGUUUACAGAAGAAAUGGAGUUCUUACUGACAUGAAGUCAUUUGGCACUGUUCAGUUGGGCUAUGGUAUUAAGAAGCUUGAUGGCAGAUAUUAUCAGGGUCAACUAAUGCAAAUGACGAUGAUGGCUACACCUAACAUCAACAAGGAGCUGCAUUACUUGAACAAGGAAGAUAGAUUGCUGCGCUGGCUUUUGGUUAAACACCGAGACACGAAGUAUGGACUGGAAUUUCUUAGUGAAGAGGAUGCAAAUAGUGAAGUCAAUAGGCUUCAUCGGAGCAGCAUAUAUGAUGAUGAUGAGGAUGAGGACGGGGACGAGGACGAGGAUGAUGACGAUGAUGAAUAUGAUGUGGACCAAGGAGGAAAUCCAACUGAAGGAUAAUGUAAUUCUGUCAGGGAUGGCUCGUUGGCAUUUUGUUGAAAUUCCGUUUUUAUGUUUGUCAUAAUAAGUUCUAUGAACUAUGUUGGGUGAGAAUUGGCUUAUCAAUGUAUUAAAUGUUGUGAGCUUUUAGUUUUGAUC
Molecule: messenger RNA, 1000 nt
Organism: Prunus dulcis (almond)
Lineage: Eukaryota; Viridiplantae; Streptophyta; Magnoliopsida; Rosales; Rosaceae
Exons: 3
Coding region: 398-862 (154 amino acids)
Biological process (GO): translation
Cellular component (GO): ribosome
Molecular function (GO): small ribosomal subunit rRNA binding; structural constituent of ribosome
Source: RefSeq, a predicted model, not a curated record